AUGAAGACCAUGAAGUCUCGUCGACCCGGAGGCGCAUCUGGCGGGGGCAUCCGCAAGCGGGGCCCAACCCGAACCGAUCGAGAUGGUGAUAUGGAGAUGGAUAAUAGUGCGCGCGGGGGAAGGCGAGGUCGCGGCGAUUCUGGUCGUCCCUCUCGAGCAGGUGGAGGACGGUCUUCUGGUGGAGGUCGACCUCAAACACGCGACAGGACUUUGAACGCCAUUCAACAAGCUAUCUCCGAAAACAACAACAAAGGUUCUGCCCAGGCCAAUGUCCGACAUGGCAAGGGUGGUAAGGGAAACAGCACGCAAAUCAGCAUCACUGGUUGGAAGAAUAGCAACGCCUCUACCAAACGCGAUGGUGGUGUUGAGAACCUCAUCUCCUUCUGCGAACGAAAAUUGAAUUCGGCACCUAAAGGAUCCCGCUUCAAAGUCACAAAGUCGCGGGUUGAAGGCGAUAUCCUCGUGGUUUCCGUCCACCCCGAGUGGACCGAGCGCCUGCUUCAACUCAAUGGCAAACUUUUUGCAGGCGUCAACAUUACCGUCGAGCUUUACGAUUCUUCAACCGCGGUACUUGGUCAGCAACUUGCCACCUCCGGCGGCGCAUCAGCUUCGACAGCAGAUACCAAGCUCAAAAUCACUUCGAUUUUAGGCAAACGCUUCAACCCUGCGGCGAAGCUCCUGGACUUGUCGAAACUUGUCGACGAUACCGAUCUCCAGGCCAUGGGUAUCUUCAACAGCACCACAACCCAGUCAAAGUUCUUUCCUGCCAUGAUGAAAGUAUGGGAAAUGCAAUUCACCAGCUCCUCCGAGCGGCGAGAGGCAGUAGAGAGUGUCAGCUUGGCCCAGAACCAGCUCGCAAAUGUCUCCGUUGUGACAACCAUGGCUCAGACAUUUGCCGACAUCAAAAAUUUGGACCUUUCAAACAACAACUUCAAGGAUUCUCAAUCCAUGAUCGCCUGGCGGUGGAAGUUCCGUAACCUUGAGUUUCUGGAUCUGACUGGCAAUGACUUCAGCUCCAAGCCAGACUUCAAGGCCACAAUGCUCAAGUGGUACCCAAAAUUGCAGACUUUGAACAACGUCCAGGUUCGUACUGCAGAGGAAAUUGCCGCUCAGAAGAAGACCCCCAUCCCUAUCCAGGCACCCCACUUCCAAGAUGAUUCUCAAAUCGCCGAGAAUUUCAUCCGAACCUUCUUCGCUAGUUACGACAAUAACCGCAACGAUCUCAUCAACCAAUUCUACGACGAAAACUCCAAGUUUUCUUUGAACGUCAACGUCCAGGCCCCCAAAGUUCAGCAAACCGAAACAGCGGGCUGGGACGCAUACAUCAAAAGGAGCAGGAAUCUUUCCAAGAUCACCCACUUGAGUGCUCGUAUGAAUCGCAUCUACACCGGUCCCCUAAAAAUCGGCGAGAUGUGGAAUAGUCUUCCUCAAACACGUCACCCCGACAUGGCCACCCAACCCGAACAGUUCCUGGUCGAGUGCCACCUAGUGCCUGGUCUGCCCGAUCCAACAGGACAGAGCCCUACCGGAGUCGGUGGCCUCAUUAUCACCGUACAUGGAAAGUUUGACGAAAGCGUUGAUGGCAAGGUUGAGACGCGCAGUUUCGACAGGAGCUUCAUUAUUGGUCCAGGACAUGGCCCCGGUGGUAUUCGCGUCUUGAAUGAUAUCUUGUGCGCUCGUGCCUACGGUGGCCACGAGGCAUGGAGUCCUGAGAGCCAGCCCAUUCCCCAAGCCAUGGCUCCGAUACCUGCUAUUCCCGCCAACCCUGCUGCUUCCAUUGCACCAGCUGCGGCGACGGCGCUACCCGGAUUCCCCGAAGGAUACGGUGCUCCGGCGCCUGGCAAAACCGAGACUCAAGUUCAGCAAGAACAGCUCGUCAUCCAGAUCAGCACGAAGUCCGGCAUGACUCUUCAAUACUCGGAGAUGGCUCUCUCCGGUAAUGGCUGGAAUCUCGAUGCGGCUUGGAAAAACUUUGAAGAACUCAAGGCGCAGGGAGCUUUACCCCCUACUGCUUUUCUCAAUGGAGGUUAG
Messenger RNA from Penicillium waksmanii, 2031 nucleotides. RefSeq lists its product as uncharacterized. The record is from RefSeq and is a predicted model, not a curated record. Gene Ontology annotation, cellular component: nucleus. Lineage: Eukaryota; Fungi; Ascomycota; Eurotiomycetes; Eurotiales; Aspergillaceae. Gene Ontology annotation, biological process: poly(A)+ mRNA export from nucleus. Bases 1 to 2031 code for a protein of 676 amino acids. Gene Ontology annotation, molecular function: RNA binding; protein binding. The transcript is spliced from 3 exons.